Molecule: messenger RNA, 1704 nt
Organism: Apiotrichum porosum
Lineage: Eukaryota; Fungi; Basidiomycota; Tremellomycetes; Trichosporonales; Trichosporonaceae
Exons: 3
Coding region: 1-1704 (567 amino acids)
Biological process (GO): ribosomal large subunit export from nucleus
Cellular component (GO): nucleus; cytoplasm
Molecular function (GO): ribosomal large subunit binding
Source: RefSeq, a predicted model, not a curated record
AUGGAGUACGAACCCGACGCGGCUGGGAGUGAAUCCUACAUUCUCUGUGCCGACUGUGGCACAGUCAUCUCGUCCGCCAACGGCGCCGGUCUCUGUGUGGGAUGUCUCCGUAACUCGGUCGACAUCACUGAGGGUAUCCCCAAGGAGGCUGUUGUCAACUUUUGCCGUGGCUGUGAGCGCUUCCUCUCGCCUCCCCAGACCUGGGUUGCAUGCCAGCCCGAGUCGCGUGAGCUUCUUGCCCUCUGCCUGAAGAAGAUUGCCCGCCCAUUGCUGAAGGUCCGCCUCAUCGACGCUUCGUUCAUCUGGACUGAGCCCCACUCGCGCCGAAUCAAGCUCAAGGUCACCAUCCAGAAGGAGGUGCUCGCCAACACUGUCCUCCAGCAGACCUUUGUCCUCACCCUUACCGUCCAGACUGGCCAGUGCCCUUCGUGUACCCGUCUUGCCGCCAAGAACACUUGGAAGGCGUCCGUUCAGCUCCGCCAAAAGGUCACCCACAAGCGUACUUUCCUGUUCCUCGAGCAGCUCAUCCUUAAGCACAAUGCCCACAAGGACACCAACUCGAUUGCCGAGAAGCGUGAUGGUCUCGACUUCUUCUACACUGAGCGUAACAACGCCAUCAAGAUGUGCGAGUUCCUUGCCAGUGUCGUUCCUGUCCGUUGCAAGGGCUCGGAGCAACUCAUUUCGCAAGACACCCACAACGGUACCGCCAACUACAAGUUUACGUACUCGGUUGAGAUUGUCCCCAUCUGUAAGGACGACCUUGUCGCCAUCCCCCGCUCGCUCGCUCGCUCGUGGGGUAACAUUUCGCCCCUCACCAUUUGCUCGCGUGUGGGUAACUCCAUGCACCUUCUCGACCCCAUGACCCUCCAGCAGACCGACGUUACCGCCCCUGUCUACUGGCGUUCACCCUUUGACCCCCUUGCAUCCGUUUCCGACCUCGUCGAGUUUAUUGUGCUCGACAUUGAGCCUUCGGGAGUCCAGCGUGGCAAGUAUGUUCUUGCCGACGCACAGGUGACCCGCUCGUCGGGCUCUGGCCGCAAGGAGGCCGAUGACGACGGAAUGGGCGACGACGGUAUCUACCACACCCGCACCCACCUCGGCGCCUUCCUGCAGCCCGGUGACACUGUUCUCGGCUACCACCUCACCAACUCGAACUUUAACAACGAUGCGUUCGAGGCCCUUGACCAGAGCCGCAUACCCGACGUGAUCCUCGUGAAGAAGACGUACCCCAACAGGAGGAAAAAGUCCAAGCCCAGGAACUGGAAGCUCCGCUCGAUCGCCAAGGAGGCCGAGGAUGGCACCGAAGGCAAUGUCGGCCGUGGUGCCCUUGGCCGUCGUGGUGGUGUGGACCAGAAGAACGUCGAGCGCGACUACGAGCUCUUCCUUCGCGACCUCGAGGAGGACCCCGAGAUGCGUGCCGCCGUCAACCUGUACAAGGCCGACGAGGCUGCCGCUGCCGCCGCCGCCGACGACGAGGAUGGAGAUGUGGCUAUGGGUGGUGCUGUCGCUGGUUCGGGUAUGCGUGGUGGCAAGCGCCGCGGAGGCGCUGCCGCCCAGGCCGCGGCUGUUAUGGAGGUCGAGGACGACGGUAUGGGCAGCGACGACGACGAGGAGGAGGACUUCCCCGAGAUCCAGCUGGACGAGCUGCUGGAACACUUCGAGGAGAUGGGUGUCAACGACGACGACGGCGAGGAGGUUCUUUAG